This is a messenger RNA of Fopius arisanus, 873 nucleotides long. RefSeq names its product proteasome subunit alpha type-6-like. The record is from RefSeq and is a predicted model, not a curated record. The transcript has 4 exons. Lineage: Eukaryota; Metazoa; Arthropoda; Insecta; Hymenoptera; Braconidae. Gene Ontology annotation, biological process: proteasomal protein catabolic process; ubiquitin-dependent protein catabolic process. The coding region runs from base 63 to 803 and encodes 246 amino acids. Gene Ontology annotation, cellular component: proteasome core complex, alpha-subunit complex; proteasome core complex; cytosol.
UUCACGACAGUUCCUCCGGAUUUUUUUAUCGGUUUCUCCGGUGGAUUUGGAGUCAAGCAAACAUGGCGAGAGGCAGUAGUGCUGGUUUUGACAGGCAUAUUACAAUUUUCUCACCUGAAGGGCGACUUUAUCAAGUGGAAUAUGCUUUUAAAGCUAUCAACCAGGGUGGACUGACGUCUGUUGCUGUGAAGGGAUGUGACACUGCGGUGUUUGCAACACAAAAGAAAGUUCCUGACAAGCUUCUCGAUGCCUCCAGUGUGACCCACGUUUUUCAACUGACCGAAUACAUCGGUUGUGUCAUGACAGGGAUGAUUGCUGAUAGCAAAUCUCAAGUGCAACGUGCACGGUACGAGGCAGCCAAUUUUAAAUAUAAAUAUGGCUACGAGAUUCCAAUUGACACACUGUGUCGUCGAAUUGCUGAUAUCAGUCAGGUAUACACCCAGAAUGCAGAGAUGAGGCCCCUGGGAUGCUCCAUGAUACUGGUUUCCUACGAUCAGGAAAAAGGCCCCUCCAUCUACAAGGCCGAUCCUGCUGGCUAUUUCUGUGGCUAUCGAGCCAUUUCUGUCGGUGCUAGGCAGACCGAGGCCAACUCCUACCUCGAAAAGAAACUAAAGAAGAAUCAGAAUUACAGUCACGACGAGACUAUUCAGCUGGCUAUCACCUGCUUGUCAACUGUACUUUCUGUGGACUUCAAACCCUCGGAAAUCGAGGUCGGAGUUGUCUCAAAGAAUCAGCCGAAAUUCCGGGUUCUCACUGAGCAAGAGAUUGAUAAACAUCUCACUGCCAUUGCUGAGAAGGAUUAAAUAUCAUAUUUCUUCAACGUUUGUUUUGAUUACACAAUAAAAUAGAUUAAAUAUACAUUUUUUGGGUUAA